Mercurialis annua (annual mercury) is the source of this 841-nucleotide messenger RNA. RefSeq lists its product as uncharacterized. The transcript is spliced from 5 exons. The record is from RefSeq and is a predicted model, not a curated record. Bases 176 to 460 code for a protein of 94 amino acids. NCBI's taxonomy places the organism in Eukaryota, Viridiplantae, Streptophyta, Magnoliopsida, Malpighiales, Euphorbiaceae.
UUAUGUAGUUUGAUUUUAAAACUGGAAAGACGGAAAUGUAAAUUAUGUAGAGGCCUCAUAAUAAUUUACUCGUAUUAAAAUCAUCAACAUCUAAAAGCGCGACGGCGGCGUAAAAUCGGCGACGAAGAAUGAAAAUAUAGCAGAGAAAAAGGCGACAAAUCUUUUAGAAUGAAAAAUGGGGUUUAUUAACAGAGAGAAAAAGACGCAAUCUUCUUCAACUUCAACGUCGCCAUGUGCUCAGCUAAGAGCUGCUUACAACAACUGCUUCAACAGAUGGUAUUCAGAGAAGUUUUUAAAGGGUCAGUGGGACAAAGCAGAAUGUGUUUCUGAGUGGGAAAAUUACAGAGCUUGUCUUUCUAAACAUUUGGAUGAUAAGCAUUUGAGUCGUUUCUUGGAAGUUGAAAUCAUCCCAGUUGAUGUAGGAAAUCCAGUUGGUGAUGCUGCUGGAGUUUCCCAAUAACUUACUGUUUUUUUUUCGACGAUUGGUCUUGAACAAACAAGUUUAAGGUGACACUUUAGGAUACAUAGAAGGAUACACAAAUUGUUAGUUGUUGAGCGAAAGAGAAUUACUUUUCACAAAGCUGAUUUGGAUUAUCACGUUUUACAUUUAGCUUGAAAAUUAUAAUGAGAGGUAGUUUCAUCUGAACUACCACAAGUUCUGUUUUUUAUUUUCUGCAAAUUGCAUUGUAUGAGAGAACCCUGUAGCAUAAGAGAGUGUAGCCUGCAGUUAGAUUCUUUUUUACGUCAUAUGAAAUAAAUUUAUGGUGCUGGAAAUCCAUGUUGUAGUGAUUUCAAUAUUUUUUUUAAUGGCUACGGUAUUUUAAUGUGGCAAUUUUUUUCU